Molecule: messenger RNA, 5258 nt
Organism: Taeniopygia guttata (zebra finch)
Lineage: Eukaryota; Metazoa; Chordata; Aves; Passeriformes; Estrildidae
Gene: MGLL
Product: monoglyceride lipase
Source: RefSeq, a predicted model, not a curated record
GGAGCCACCGCGCUUCGGCUCCGCCGGCGGACGCGGGGCCGCCGCGCCCGGCCGCGGCCGGAGGAUGUGUGUGCGGGGCUGGCGACCUGGCAUCGCGUCGGUGCUUGGAUCCUCCCUCCUCCCUCUCCUCCUCCUCCUCCUCCUCCCCUCCCUCCCGCUCCUCGCCUGGCAGCGCGGGGCUGGGGAAGUUGCGCUUACACGAGAGAUGGCUUCGCAGCGGGGAUCGCUUUGAGGAAAGGUCUCCCCCUCCCUCGCCUCCCCCCGUCGCCGCGGCCUCCGAACUGUAAGUGGCAGGAAGGAAGUAAAGUUGCAAACAACCUGCCGCGGCAGGAACUUUGUGAGCUGCUCCAGCUGCAUGUGUUCAAGGUGCCUUUGAUGUACGUGCAGCAGCUUCUGGAAAGUGGACUGCAGCUUUCCCACCCGCCAGCCCUCCCUCUCCCCAACCCUUCCCAGCCUCCCCUCCCACCACCGCCACUUCAGCCCGCACACGCAAUUUGUUUGAGAAGGAAAAAAAAAAAAGUGAUGAACGAGAAGUGGUGAAUUACCCAAGCGACUUUCCUCAAAGAGCGAGCCGGCCAGAGGAGCCGGGGCGAGCCCCGCGCAGCGCCGGGAGGGACCCGGGCUGUGAACGCGGCUCCGCAGCGAGAUGCAAAAAGCCUCAUCUGCUUGCGUUUGACUUGCGAUGCCGGCUCCUCACUAGAAUGCAAACGCUUGCACAGGAUGAAAACAGGUCAUUCUUCCAGAAUGCCAGAGGAAAGUUCGCCAAAGCGGAGUCCUCAAAACAUCCCAUACAAGGAUCUGCCCCAUAUCAUCAAUGCUGAUGGGCAGUAUCUCUUCUGCAGGUAUUGGAAGCCAGCAGCAUCUCCCAGGGCCCUUGUGUUUAUUGCCCAUGGCGCUGGGGAGCACUGCGGCCGCUACGAUGACUUGGCCCAGAAGCUGACAGGACUCAACUUGUUUGUGUUUGCCCAUGACCAUGUUGGCCAUGGGCAGAGCGAGGGCGAUCGGAUGGUUGUCUCAGAUUUCCACGUCUUCAUCAGGGACAGCUUGCAGCACAUUGAUCUCAUGAAGAAAGAGCACCCCAAACUGCCUGUUCUCAUCCUGGGGCAUUCCAUGGGGGGAGCCAUCUCCAUUCUGACAGCUAGUGAGCGACCCAGUGAGUUUUCAGGCAUGCUGUUAAUCUCUCCUUUAGUGGUAGCCAGCCCAGAAGUCGCUACUCCCAUCAAGGUUUUUGCAGCAAAAGUGCUCAACUUUGUGCUCCCAAACCUAUCACUGGGGUCGAUAGAUCCAAAUGCAAUUUCCCGAAACAAGAAAGAGAUGGAGUCUUACACAUCUGAUCCCUUGGUCUACCACGGUGGCAUGAAGGUCUCCUUCGUCAUCCAGCUGAUGAAUGCCAUUGCCAGAAUCGAGCGAGCCCUGCCCAAGCUGACUCUGCCCAUCCUGGUGCUACACGGCUCUUCCGACAAGCUCUGCGAUAUCAGGGGCUCCUAUUUCCUGAUGGACACAGUGCAGAGUCAGGACAAAACGCUCAAGGUGUAUGAAGAAGCCUAUCAUGCCCUCCACAAAGAGCUGCCUGAGGUCUCUACCUCUGUCUUCACAGAAAUACUGACAUGGAUUGGCCAGAAGGUCUCAGCAGCUGGGGAAACCAGCCAUACUUAAGAGCAAUUGCAUUUGCAGCUCUUACUGGGGUUUUCUAGGAAUAUAUGUUUUUCUUACUAGAAAUCUCUUGGGAAAAGAUCUAACGUGGAGGGAUUAUUGGAAUAUUUUAUCACACACAGUUUAAGGGAGGGUGGGGGGAGAUGCACAGGGUGGGGCAUUAUUUGCUGAUGUAAAUGGCCACUGCCCUAAUCUGGAGAAGAGUUGAUGCCUGUGGGAUGCCCCUCACCCACCAAAUUUUCUCCACGGCUUCCCCUUCUCUGCUUUUGCUGUGGUGACUGGGGUGUGUUUAUACUGCAAUAAUUAUUGGUAUGUAAAAGAAAUCAGUAUCUUCCACUUCAUGGUUUUGAUGCCAGGUGCGUCCCUUGUCCCCACCAUCCAGCACCUUAAAAACCCUGCUCCUGGAGAGGAGAGCACUAACGAAGGUGCUGAGUGAUGAGGAGAGGCUAGAGAUGGAGUUGGCAGCUCCCUGGAGGUGAAAGGCUGAUUUUCAAGACCAGACCCCUUUGGAUACUACCUUUUAAGCAGACCAGGCCAGGGGAUGGAGAUGCCUCCCCCACUGCCCUGCACAUCCUCUGCGAGUUUGCACUCGGGGAAAGCAUGUUGAACAGUGCUUUGAUUUUCAUCAUCUAAGCAGGAUCCCAGAGGGAAGAGCAGGAAUGUGGAAUCAAACCCACUUAGCACAUUCAAUUCCCCUGCUUUUCCCCAUGUCAAACCCCAUCUUCUCUGCAAGAUUAACUAUUCUGUAAAUAUCCCUAGGCACAAGGUUCCUUCCUUCCUUUUUUCUUUUUAACUCUCCUUUUUUUUUUUUUUUCUUUUGGAAUUAAUCAUUUGUGCUACUGAAACUGAAAAAGCAAAGUCAAAGUUAUAAGAGAAUAUAGUAAUAUAAUAUAUGAUAUAGAGGUGGCUGGAAGCUGGGAAAGAAAUGGGAGGAGAGUAAAGAAAGAGUUAAUCAUUCCUUCUCUUGGCAAGAAACAAUGUUGUCCUACCAGGAUCUGGUCCUUUCACCAUAACUUUACAGUCAUAAUCUGUUGUUUUCCUUCAUCAGUUGGAAAACGUCCUGAAAAUAAUGCUAGAGAGAAGUGCAGAGCAUCUGGUGGGUGGGGAGUAGCAGUGGGUGUCCUCAUGGUCCACUGGUUUAGCAGGAGACCCACAGCAUGAGCAGAGCUCCUGUCCAAGCCCAUCCCAGGCUCCUCCAGUCAGCACUGGGGUAGGGCACUGAGGGGCUGAGCUCAGCCCUUCAGGACACGUGGGGAGCUGAAGGCAGAGUGAGGAGUGGGAUCCCCCAUCCAUCCAACCUUGCUCUGCUGGGGCAUCCACAGACCCUGCUGUACGAGCUGCUGUGGAGGAGCCUGUGGUGCAGGUAAGCCAAAUUCUUGAGCUGCCUGAGUCUCUGCUAGCAGCAGGGAGAGAGGAAAGAGUUUAGACCCUGGAUGAGAGCAGAGACAUUGUACUGACACAGUAAAACUGCACAGUGAUGACAGAGUGGCUGUGCAGGCCGAUUUAUCUAGUGAGAUGGCCCUCAGCAUGAAUAUACUUCUUGGCACUCUCCAAAGGGAAGGGGUCCAACCUGCACCUCUCCCUCUGGUUUUGCAAGAAGAGAAUGCAAAUGUUGCACUAUGAGAGAGUGGGACAUCUCCUCCAGUGACAAACCAGCCCCCCCUGCCUUCCCUGGCAGCAGCAAGAAGCACUGCUGUGCCUUGAGCUGCUGUCCCAGGGCUGGAUCCCUCCUUGGACACUCAGGGGGGUCACCCACCUCUUCUCCCUUUGGAAGCAGUUCUAGCAAGGUUCAGGAAAGGGACCUCUGUGCCAUAACAGAAUCAGGGCUCAGUCCCAUUCAGUCCCAGCAGCAUGGAUGGAUGAAAGAUGUGUGGUGGAUGCAGGUUGUAUCCUUGUAGUUGCCCUAAGGGGCCCAAGUCAGGGAAGCUCUUUUAUACAGGUCGAUCCAGGCACUUUGGCAUUUGUAUUUUCUUGCCUCUAAAGAGAGGAAGGAGCUAUAGUUCUCCCAGCAAUGUUAGCUUUUAAUUGAAAUAUUAUUCCAGUGCAAUCGGCUGUUCUCAGCAGCCCCUCCGAAACCUCUGGUGACACUUACUCUGGGAAAGAGCAAUGAGCAGGUCACCUGCUUUCCCUCCUCCAGCAGCCUGUCUUGAGGCAACUUGUGUUGCCUGAGCAAGCUCCCUCCUGGCCAGAUGCUGCUAGAGAAAGAUAGCAAGAAGAGAAAUACUCCAGCAGUGAUAAAUCUCACCUGCUUCUUCAGCUGGAAGGGGAAACAAGUGGGUGUGAUCCAGAGGUGACAGACAUUGCGGGGGUAGUAGCAAGAUGAUGAUUUAAGGAUAGGAUUUUUGAAAGCACUUUUCUUGAGGAAGUCAGGAGGAGUAAAUCAAUGCCCACAAUUUUUACAUCCCUUCUAAAGUGACAAGCACUUUGCAGGAGUGGAGAGGGAAGUGACCCUUCAGCAGAAAGGUCAGAGCCCGUCUGCUCCCUCCAACCUGGCUUCAGGCAGAGGAACGUCCGUUGUCAGUGCCUUUGCUAAAAUGUGUCCUUUCACCCAAGAAACAUCUGCAGCUAAACAGAAAUAAAGGGAAACCAAUUACAUGGAUCUGGGGAAGACUUCUCUGUCAGUCUAUAGCUGAACUCAGCAGUGGUACAUGGCCUGGGGAGGCUGUUUGGAAAAAGGUUUACAAACAAAACAAAGAACAGCAACAAAAAAAAAAAAAAAAAAAAAAAGCCAAAUGACCCCAAAGCCAUGGCACAGCAACAGGUAUUGCCACCCUCAGCCAGUUUUCUGAAGAGUUUCCUUCUGAGGCAAUUAACACAGGGAAAGCAAUCCAGAAGAAGCUGGGCACUGCCUGCGCUGACCCCACAGACCCCUGGGCUGGCUGCUGAGCAGAGGGGCCACAGCUCCUUGGCAGGUGGGAAAUGAGUGCAAGGGAAGGAGCCAGGAACAAAUCAGCCCGGGCCAGGUGAGGCACCGAUCCGCACAUUUCAGCUCUCUCACUGCUGCUGAUCCCUUGCCCUGCCUGUAAGCUCCUUUAUACUGACCUACUUAGGUUUCACCAAGCCCCGGAGGAAUUCUUCCUUGGCUGACCAGAUUAGCAAUGAGCAGAGCAGCUGCUGAGGGAAAUGUAAUUACACUCUAUUUCCAGCUGGCAGGUACCACUUGCAGGGAGCACAGCCAGCCUUACGAAUGUUGCUGUGCAGAGCUGCACCAGAGUCUGGUCUGCCUUGGAGAGCAGGUGGCACUCAUGACUGAGCAAUAGCAACGUGUAACUACUGUAUAUAUCACCACCUGUAGCACUGAGAGGCCAUUUCCCACUGCCUAACCCAUCAUGUUUUCUAUUUAGCCUGUCCUUUUUAUACCACUCACCUUAGCACACUGCCAGCACAAACCUGUUGGGAUCACAUUUCCUUUUACAAGUAAUUCCUGAGGUUGUCUCUCUUGUUCUGUUGUGUUCCAGUUCAAUAAAAUACAUUAUAUAUAUAUACAUAUAUAAAAACAUAUAUACAUACACAUGUAUUUUCAGUGGAAAAACCAUAUAAAAGUUUAGGAUUCUUAAAGGAAUACAAUGUAUAUUGCAACUAAUAAUAAAGUUAUGUUUUCUGAA